AUGAACGUACAUCUCGUGGAAUCUGACGACCAAGACAAGUUCGACACGUCUGGGCUCUUCCUUCCAGAUUUUCAGCAGAAACGUCAGGACCACGACUACAACCAGGGUGUCGCUUUGCUGUCGAGCCCCAGUGUCGUCGACAGCUGCGAUAGCGUGCACGACGCUAACGACGUCGACGACGUCGAUGAUGGAUGCAUCGUGUGCAAACAGCCUACCUUGAGAACAUGCGCCCUCUGCAACGACGUCAUGAUCUGUAGCAUGGACUGUCAGCAAAUCGCCGUUAUCGAUGACGUUAACUCUGAUCACUUCGAUAUGUGCGUCGCCGAGACUUCCGCCGAUACUCUCUACAAGGAUGUUCUAAGCAACAGAAUUCCCAGAGACACUGAGACCUUCCGCGACUACCAAUUCUACUGGCUCUCCAGCUUUAUCGAUUGCCGGAAGCUUCUCAAGAUGUACACGACUAUUAUUCGCGAGAUGGACGUCACACCCCACGAGAUGAAGAUAUGGGUCAAGGAGCACAAGCUGUUUGAGCGCAUCGCCAUGCUAUUUCUCUCCCGUCCAGACCUGAUCAUUCUCGAUGAUCUCAAGUGGCUCAAGAGAACUCAUCUAUGGGCCGCUGGAUUUAGCAACACGGCGCGGGGCAUUUUCGAGGAUGUGAUCGCUCGCAAGCAAGAGAAGCUCCAGUCGGACUGA
Colletotrichum chrysophilum is the source of this 693-nucleotide messenger RNA. RefSeq lists its product as uncharacterized. Lineage: Eukaryota; Fungi; Ascomycota; Sordariomycetes; Glomerellales; Glomerellaceae. The record is from RefSeq and is a predicted model, not a curated record. Bases 1 to 693 code for a protein of 230 amino acids. The transcript has a single exon.